Messenger RNA from Alternaria postmessia, 1656 nucleotides. RefSeq lists its product as uncharacterized. The coding region runs from base 1 to 1656 and encodes 551 amino acids. The record is from RefSeq and is a predicted model, not a curated record. NCBI's taxonomy places the organism in Eukaryota, Fungi, Ascomycota, Dothideomycetes, Pleosporales, Pleosporaceae. The transcript has 4 exons. Gene Ontology annotation, molecular function: FAD binding; oxidoreductase activity.
AUGAGGGCCGCGUGUGCCAUAUCGAUCGGAGUUCUCGCUACAGGCGUUGCAGCGCAGAUUGGCAGCAGCGUUUUUGAGCCGCAGAACUUCAACAUCAGUGCGGCUCUCAAAACUUUCGGCGUUGACGUUUCAACUCUGCCAGAGCCAGCAGACACACUUCAUUCACGGUCCUCGGAUGCACAAUGCUCACAUGCUUGUGCCGCCUUAACCAUAUUGUUCGGCAGUGACAAAGUCUUGGCUGAAGGGGCAACCGCAUAUAGCAAUUUCACGGGGGGAUACUGGUCUGCUCAACAAGGCUCAUUACGACCUUCCUGUGUCUUCAAGCCUACAAAAACUCUGGACCUCUCAAUAUUGGUACUCGCAGCUAGACUGUACCAAUGCCCUUUUGCCGUAAAAGGUGGCGGUCAUGCGGCAUGGGCUGGUGCGUCCAGCAUUGAAGACGGAAUCACGGUCUCGAUGGAAAACUUCAAGCAAGCUGUUGUUGCUUCGGACAAACAAACAGUUGACGUUGGCCCUGGACUUCGAUGGAUUGAUGUUUACAAAGCUGUCGAGAAAGAUGGUCUUAGUGUCGCGGGUGGACGUAUGGCUCCUGUAGGCGUGCCUGGGCUUAUCCUUGGAGGGGGCAUAUCCCACUUCGCGAGCAAGCGCGGCUGGGCGUGUGAUAACGUAGCCAGCUUUGAACUGGUUACAGCAUCCGGCUUCGCCAUCAACGUUAGCGCAGCGUCUUACUCCGAUCUAUAUUGGGCACUGCGAGGAGGAGGCAACAAUUUUGGAAUCGUGACGAACUUCAAGCUUGACGCCUUCCCUCUUGGCCAGAUGUGGGGAGGCCAGAGAGUGUACCUUGAGGAUGCAACCCCAGCCGUGCUGGAUGCGAUUUAUGAGUUCACCGUGACUGGAUCCGCCAAGGACGAAGAUGCCGCACAAAUUGUCACUUUCGCCAGCGCGCCUGGGAUCGGCAAAGUUUCUUUCGCCAAUCUGCACUACGCCAAACCGAUUGCUAACGCUUCUGUUUUCUCCAAUUGGAGUAACAUCACCGCCAUCGAUGAUACCACCGGCCUCCGACCAAUGUCCGGGAUGGCCGACCUCUUGAACCAGGGAGCGCCUGCGCCUGGGGCGUACCAAACGUGGUGGGGUAUCAGUUUGAAGAUGGACAGACCACUUCUCCAAUUCAUUGUUGAUACAUUUUACGCGCAGGAAGCAACUGUCGCGGAUGUCGAGAAAAUUUUGCUCAUCAUGGCUGUUCAGCCCAUUACCAAGAGCGCAGCCAAAGCCAUGCAAAAGAACGGUGGAAAUGCUUUAGGCAUUGAUCCAGAAAACGGCCCGUACUUUGUACUCAACUUCAAUGCGGCUUGGAACAACCAAGAAGACGAAGCCAAGUUCCACACGGUGAUUGCCAACAUCAUCAAACUUGUGAAGGCAGAAGCGAAGAGGAGGAACCUCGACAACGACUUCGUGUAUCUCAACUACGCGUCCGAAUAUCAAGACCCCAUUGGUAGCUAUGGAGUGAAGAACAAGCAACGGUUGAUGGAGGUAUCGAAGAGAUACGAUCCGAAACAGGUCUUUCAGUACCUCCAGCCUGGCGGGUUCAAGCUAGUGAAGGGCGCACCGAAUGCAAACACCCCCAAUAUAUCAUUGGCGAGGGGUGAAGAGCUCUGA